Messenger RNA from Thunnus maccoyii (southern bluefin tuna), 7627 nucleotides. It is a transcript of the gene magi2a, whose product is annotated as membrane associated guanylate kinase, WW and PDZ domain containing 2a. The record is from RefSeq and is a predicted model, not a curated record. Gene Ontology annotation, molecular function: signaling receptor complex adaptor activity; SMAD binding; beta-1 adrenergic receptor binding. NCBI's taxonomy places the organism in Eukaryota, Metazoa, Chordata, Actinopteri, Scombriformes, Scombridae. Bases 355 to 4959 code for a protein of 1534 amino acids. The transcript is spliced from 22 exons. Gene Ontology annotation, biological process: signal transduction; receptor clustering. Gene Ontology annotation, cellular component: cytoplasm; dendrite.
GUCUUUUUUUCCCCACGACUUUCAUUACUUUACUCUAUUUUACGUAUGCACGUUAAAAAAAGUGCUACAUAAACAAAGUUACUACUAUUAAACCUUUCAAUUCCGAUCUUUGAGACAGCCCCUGAAGGCAGCACAAGUUGAGCAGCUCUCAGUUAUUGCAAAGGCAGACUGAUGAUCCAGCUGCUGUGCGUGUGAAGUGUGUGCGCUGACAUGGAUACAACAACUGGCGUCUACUGUUGAAAGUGGACACAUUACAGUGUUAACGGUGACACUGCGGAGACUUCAGACAGCGUUGAAACUUCCUCCACGGCCGCACUCAUGUGAUUUUUUUUCCCUCUCCCCCUUGUUUGAGCCAUGUCCAAAAGCCUGAAGAAGAGGAAGAACCACUGGACUAACAAAGUCCAUGAGAGUGUCCUUUGCAGGAAUGAGGAGGGGGAGCUCGGGCUGGAGUUGAAGGGCGGCGCAGAGAAUGGACAGUUCCCGGUUAUCGGCGAGCUUCUCCCGGGUAGAGCGGUCUGCCACAGCGGCAAACUCUGCCAGGAUGAACUCCUGCUGGAAGUCAAUGAUACCCCGGUGGCUGGACUCACCACCAGGGACGUCCAUGCUGUGGUCAAACACAGCAAAGACCCCGUCCGACUCAAGUGUGUCAAACAAGGGGGCGUGAUAGACAAGGACCUGCGCCACUACCUCAACCUGCGCUUCCAGAAAGGCUCGGUGGACCACGAGCUGCAGCAGAUCAUCCGGGACAACCUCUACCUCCGCACCGUCCCCUGCACAACCAGGCAGCCCAAGGAAGGAGAGGUCCCGGGGGUGGAUUAUAAUUUCGUGACCGUUGACCGGUUUAUGGAAUUGGAGAAAAGUGGAGCCUUGCUAGAGAGCGGAACAUAUGAAGAUAACUUUUACGGCACCCCCAAGCCUCCAGCCGAGCCCAGCGCUCUGCUGCUAAAUGUAACUGACCAGCUGCUGCCGGGCGCCAGACCCAGCUCAGAGGGCAAGAGGAAGCGUAACAAGUCGGUCAGCAACAUGGAGAAAGCCAGCAUCGACCCCCCUGAGGAGGAGGAGGAGGAGAGACCCAUCGUCAACGGCAACGGUGUUGCUGUCACCCCAGAGUCGAGUGAACAUGAGGACAAGAGCACAGACGCGUCGGGGGACAUCGCUCCACAGAGUAACCCAGCGGAGGCUCCCACCGAGGUGCCCAAAGAUGAGGGACAGUCCCUGAAGAUGACCAUACCCAAACCAGAGGAGAACGACGAGCUAGGGCCACUGCCAGACAACUGGGAGAUGGCGUACACUGAGAAAGGAGAAGUCUACUUCAUAGACCACAACACCAAGACAACAUCGUGGCUGGACCCGAGGCUAGCCAAGAAGGCAAAGCCGCCCGAGGAAUGCAAAGAGGAUGAGCUUCCGUACGGCUGGGAGAAAAUCGAUGACCCCAUUUACGGCAGCUACUAUGUCGACCAUAUAAAUAGAAGGACCCAGUUUGAGAAUCCAGUCCUGGAGGCUAAGAGGAGACUCCAGCAGCAGCAGCAGAUGCAAAGCCAGGGUCUGUCCUCACUGCCCCUUCCCACCAUCUACAGAGAGAAGCCGCUGUUCACGCGGGACCCCACUCAGCUGAAAGGCAGUUUCUUGUCCACAUCACUCCAAAAGAGCAACAUGGGCUUCGGCUUCACUAUUAUCGGAGGCGACGAGCCCGAUGAAUUCCUCCAGGUCAAGAGCGUUAUCCCUGAUGGGCCUGCCGCAGCUGACGGGAAGAUGGCCACAGGUGAUGUCAUUGUCUACAUCAACGACGUGUGCGUCCUGGGUACCACCCAUGCCGAUGUGGUCAAACUCUUCCAAUCGGUGCCAAUUGGCCAAAGUGUGACACUCGUUUUGUGCCGCGGCUACCCGUUGCCCUACGACCCAGAGGAAGCUGCCAACGCCAACAACACCACCACCACCACCACCAUCAUCUCCCCGCUGGGCAUCAUGGAGCAGCGACCCAUCAUGGUGAAUGGCAGGACGGGCUAUGACAACUAUCUGGACUAUAUUUCCCGCACGGCACGCUUUGUGACAGACCCAAGUCAAGACCAGGUUAACGCCCAGCAGCAGCUGCUCCCCCCUCACCCGGGUGACACCCACUUAGACGGCUCGCUUCCUCCCACCACCGGCACAACGCCCCCUGACAGCGUCUCUAUGGCGUCGUCAGGGGCGACACAGGGGGAGCUGCUGACCCUGACCAUGGUGAAGGGUAUGGAUGGUUUCGGCUUCACGAUCGCGGACAGCGCCACGGGCCAGCGAGUCAAGCAAGUCCUGGAACCUCUAGGCUGCCCGGGCCUGUGCGAGGGCGACCUGAUAGUGGAGAUUAACAAGCAGCCCGUGCAGGGAUUCACACACACCCAGGUGGUGGAGCUGCUUAAGGAGUGUGCCGUGGGAGCUGAGACCUGCCUGGUGGUUCAGAGAGGCGGAACAGGUCACUAUUCACCCUGGAAGACCCCUAAGCAGGUGCUGGAGCAGUGGGAGUCCCAGCAGGGCCAGAGCAGCCCUGCUCAGACCAGCCUCUCGGCCCCCAUUAUCCCCCACAGCGCCCCCUUCCCAACCCACCAUCUUCACAGGGCCUCAGUCCCAGACUCAGCUUCCGAGGCCUUGGCCCUGGCUAAACCAGACCCCUAUGACCUUUAUGAGAAGUCCAGGGCUAUCUAUGAGAGUAGGCAACCGGGUCAGCCAAGGACUAUUUUUCCUGUGGACUCUUCAGGAGCAGAAUACCAGGACAUCGAGGUCCAUCUGCGCAGACAGAAGUCCGGGUUCGGUUUCAGGGUCCUGGGCGGGGACGAGGCCGGGCAGCCUGUGAGUCCGGAGACGCGUGAGAAGAUCUUGAUUGGGGCAAUCAUAGAGAAGAGUCCGGCGGAUUUAGACGGGCGCUUACGGCCCGGCGAUGAGCUGUUGUUUGUGGACGGGAUCCCAGUGGUGGGAAAGCCACACAGAUACGUCAUCGACUUAAUGCACGGGGCGGCGCGAAACGGCCAGGUGAAUCUGGUCAUCAGGAGGAGAGUACCAGCAACAGGUGAGUCCUGUCCGGAGAACGGCCGCAGCCCCGGCUCUGUCUCCACGCAGCACAGCUCCCCACGCAGUGACUUCACAUAUGGCAACAGCACCAGCACUACCCAGGCACCCAUGGGCAACGCCGCCACUUCAGACGGCACAUCGACCCCCAACGCACAACCCAGUGAUGUCAUCAUUAACCGAAAGGAGAGCGAGGGCUUCGGCUUCGUCAUCAUCAGCUCGCUCAACCGGCCCGAGGCCGCCGCCACCAACACUGUGCCCCAUAAAAUUGGCCGCAUCAUCGAGGGCAGCCCGGCAGACCGCUGCGGGAAGCUGAAAGUGGGAGACAGGAUACUGGCGGUGAACAGUCAGUCCAUCGUCAACAUGCCGCACGCCGACAUCGUUAAGCUGAUCAAGGAUGCGGGCCUCAGCGUCACCCUGAGGAUCAUACCGCAGGACGAGAUCAGCAACCCCCCUUCAGCCCCCAGCUCAGAGAAGCAGAGCCCCAUGGCCCAGCAGCACAGCCCCAAGACCCAGCCCAGCGUCUCUGCCUCCCUGCCCACCUCAGCGGUCUCAGAGCCCAGCCCGCCCGUCUCCCAGCCCAACCCGGUGCCCCACCAGAGCCCCGUGACCCAGCUGCCCGCCCCUCCGCCUCAGACCUACACCCAUGAGAGCAGUUACAGGUCAGAGGUGAAGGCGAGACAAGACGUUAAACCAGACAUCCGACAGCCGCCGUUCACAGACUACCGUCAGCCACCGGUGGACUACCGGCACCCUCCUGUGGCAGACUAUCGGCAGCCACCCACGCUUGACUACAGACACCCGCCGCUGCUGGACUACAGACCACUAGCUCCUGAUGCCAGACAGUUCGCAAUCCCAGACUACAGAAUGCCUCCAGUUCAACUUUCACAGGACUUUGACUUCUUCACAGUGGAGCUGGAGAAAAGCGUAAAAGGCUUCGGUUUUAGCAUCCGUGGAGGACGGGAGUACAAGAUGGACCUGUUUGUCCUACGGCUGGCAGAGGACGGACCGGCUAUCCGCAACGGGAGGAUGAGGGUAGGGGACCAGAUCAUUGAGAUCAAUGGAGAAACAACCCGUGACAUGACCCACGCCAGGGCCAUCGAGCUGAUCAAGUCCGGAGGCAGGCGUGUUCGUCUGCUCCUAAAAAGGGGCACAGGGCAGGUCCCAGAGUACGACAAUGCCGCCUCAUGGGAUGCUUGCCCUUCAGCCUCCCCAAGCCUGUCGGAAGUAGCCCCUCCCAUCGACAGCCUUUCCAUGUCAUCGCCUUCAUCUCAUCUGGCCCCAGCCCCCGACCCACCUCACCUGCCGCCUCUGGACGUCCCUCGAGACCCGGUGACACGAGACAGCAGGACAGAGCGUUCGAAGAGCCCCCAGAAGUCCGAGCUGCUAAAUCCGGAUCCGAUCAGCCAGGGAAGGAGAGUGGCUACAACCGGCGGGAGCGGCAGAGCAAAGAAAGAGGGUGGCAGGUCCACCCACAAGGGGCACAGGGUGCAGCCCACUACUGAGGGGGAAGGGGGCAAAGAGGGGCAGAGCGGGGAGCACAAACCUUCCAGAAGCACCAGAGGGAGGUCCAAGGAGAGAAAUACUGGGGACAGCAGCUUUCCCGGUGGGAAAAGAGAAACCACCCAGUCUCCCAGUGGCUCCAUGCUUCCGCAUACUAACGGGAACAGCAGGGACGAUGUGGAGCGUUACAGCAGCGGGCAGCAGCAGCAGCAGGUGGAGCUGGAGCAGAGCAAGCCCAGGCCCAGGGAACUGGACAGGGACCUGGGAGAGAGCCGGCCCAGCCUGCCCAUCAAGAGCACCAGCAGCGGCAGCGCAGCAGGGAGGAAGGCCACGGUCUCUCCUGGGCCUUGGAAGAUCCCUGGAUCAGACAAGCUGCCCAGCACGCUACGCACAGGCACGUCCACGCUGAGCAGAUAACACCGCAGCUCCAGCACGGUGGUCCAGAGCGCAGUGGCCACACUCAUCUGAACUAAACCACCCCCAUCUGGAUGAAAAUACCAUCCUCACGCCUUCCUGUGCCCUUGCUCCUUCCCUUUAUCUCCCCUCCGCGUAACUCGUUCUCCCAUAAAGUCAAAACCAAGGGGGGGCAGGGUGAUCUGGACCACGUAUUUUUAGAGUUUUAUUUAUGAUACUGUACUCUAAAUUAUUUUGAGAAAUAUUUUACACCCACCACCUUAAGAACUGGAAAAAUCACCCACUUUUUAAAAAAAAAAAAGCGGAAGAGCAAGCAAGAAUGUGUGUGUGUAGCGUGACGGGGAAUCAUUUGGGAGGUACAAACAUUGAAGAACUCCAUUUCAAGUCCCACCCCCCCCCCCCCAAAUUUCCGCAGCAGCAGAACCAGGGGACGAACAUUGAGAUAUAAACAACUGACAGGAAGCAACUGUCGGUUACCAAUGGAUUUUUUUUAUAUAUAUAUCUACGCAAUGGAGUCUAUUUUAUGAAAUGGAAUGUUUAAAAGAGGGUUUGCCUGUUUUUGACAAGAGCGAAUGGGACAAAGAGUGACAGCAAAGAUGAAAUUUACUCAUCAACAGAACUUUGCCUUAACAGAGACUGAAUGGGCCUGAAUCUGUCUUGAAUAAUCUAUCAGAUGAUUAUAGACAUAGAUAUAUUAUAAUGAAUAUGAAUAUGUGGGAUCAUUUUGUAAAUAAGAUCAUCUUUAAGUGAAAAGAACCUUAGUUGAGCCGAUGGAAAUUCUAGUCCACGCUUGGUUGAGCAGAGAGGCGCAAAAAUAUGGACGAGAACUUUCACCACACCAACUUCUCCCUCUUCUACACUCCCGUUCAGCCCUGUGAUUGCAGUUCGGGGUCUCGGCAGGCCUGCUGCGGUCGGCUGCACGGUCUAUUUGGGAGUUCAGCGGGGAUGUCGUGUCAAUCCAUUUUUCUCAUUUCUGUGCUUAACGAACAAAGCAAUCCACAACGGUGGUGUCCAGCCGGACGCUGAGAGAAGGAGCUUGCUUGAUACCGAGGGGCAGAGUGCCUUAGACUGACAAGAGAGGUUGGCUUUUUAGUCAAAGGUUCAACUCCAAAAUACUUGAGAGGGUUCAAAACAGGCUGCUAUACAACUCCAACUUUACAGAAUAUAAAUAAUAAACUGUAUUUUUUCAGAUGCGAGUGUGAUACGGUGAAAUAUCAUUUAUUUCACAAGCUUGUGUAUGAAAAUAAGUCCAUUACCAGAGGUGUUGAUGGUCCAUAUUUGUGCAAGUGGUUCAUUUUGGGUCAUGAUAGUUUUCAUUGCUGAUUUCUUAAUGAGGUCUGACAUUAGUAAUUUCCAUGAAGAACUGCUUAUAUAAGAUUGUGUAAUCAAAACCAAAAACAAACUAAACUAGUAAAAUCUGAUGGUGAGUCACAAGAGAAUUAAUCUCACUUGUCAAAAGCUCACUCGCGUAACCAUCCGUAACCUGACUGAUCGCCCUCAAUUUGAAAAGGAAACAUUUCUAUCAUUUCCAGGCCCGGCUGAGGAGAGUUUGCACCCGUCACAGCCGCCGUCUGUUGAUUUGUUUUGGGUCGAUUUGGUCUAUGAUAUUAAGACGUGCAUCUGCACCCCAAAGCUCCCUGUAGGUUUUCUUUGAAAGCUACGCUCUUGUACAUUUUUUAUACAAUAAGCUGAUCAUUUUAAGAGCUACAAAUCUUAUACUAGCAUCUGUAUCUUCUGUGCAGAAGUGGUAAUUUUUCCUCUGAAUGAGCCAAUAUUAUUAGAAGAAAAAAAAAAAGAAUAGAACAAAAGUUUCUUCUCCUUCCGCUGGUGAGGGAAGUGCAAACUGUUGAAAGAAUGAUAGAGCAAAGGGAGACAAGUAAUUAUGUUUGCCAUUGUAAUCUGUAAUUACACAAGGAAUAAGGGGACUGACUUUAAAGCACAAUCUCACACAGAGGGGUUUUAGGAUAUGAAUUAUUGUGUCAGGGAACAGAGAAAAUCAUCAGCCAGGCACCAACGGCUCAGCUCUUCAAUCACUUGUAGAUGGUACAAUGUCCCAAAAAAAAAAAAAAAAAAACGCCCCAAAACUAAAUUUAACAUUUGUCAGAGAAAAGGUAGCAAAAAAAGCUGCUUAAAUACUGAAUCUUCAUGCCCAUUUGACCGGACUGCUCCUUUAUUUUGUGACUUCUGUUUGACGCAAAAACAAACAAACAAACAAAAAAAUAUGUGUGUACGUUUGCUCAGCCUUUGCACAACUCACUGCUUUCCACGUUUGAACUGUGUCCAUCGAGCCAAAUUGUAAGUAGUUUUCUACGGGAAGCGAAAAAGAACAAAAAAAAAAUACAAAAAAAACAAAAAAAAAGAAGAAGAAGACAUCUAGAGUUGUAUUUGCAAAAAUGUGUGUGCUGAAUUAACAACACACGCUGCACCAUAAACCCCGAGCGGCUCAGUAUCACUGUGUAGUGUUAUAGCAGUGUGUAGACCCUGAACAAAUAUCUCUAUAAAUAUGACUCAGUGUACUGUUGAUGGUCACAAAGACUGUAAGUGGAGCAACUAUUUUUAUGAAAUGCAACACUAUGGAUAUAUUAACUUUUGCAAAAAUCUUGUUUACCUGUAUGAUAUUCUGAAACGCUGUCAAAUAAAAGAAAAUCUUGACACAUGAAAGAUUCAUUUA